AUGUGGGUAUCCGUCCUUUUUUCUUCGGCAGGCCUCGCCCUCUCGCGCCCUCGACAGCCCGUCCCCCGCGCUCCCGGAACCGGUGGAGCUUCGACGGAUGCGCUCUGGCCCACGGUCUGCUACCCGUUUGUGGAGAACGGCACGAUGGCUCCUUGCGUUUCCAUCUCCAAGAUCGAGACGGCCUGCGUGGCCAACGGCACCGACGACGUGGCCUUGGAAGCCCACGGCCGGUGCAUGUGCGGCGGCAGCUUCUUCGAUGACUGGCGCGGCUGCCAGCGCUGCCUUCUCGCCCACGGCAUCCGCAGCGAUCGCGAUAACCUAUACUGGGCCAACGUCUUGUCGGUGGCCUCGGAAGCUCUCUGCACCGGCACCCCGACGGCGGAGUUUUCGGCCAUCUUCGCUUCGGCCGAGGCGAACCCCGACAAAGCCCCCUUGGCCACGACGGGCGACACCAAAAGCGUCGACAGCUUCCCCGGCAGGACCGACGUGAGCCUCUACUACACCGCCUCCGUCACGCAAGGGCCCGGUUCCGUGCCGCCAAGUGCUUCGGGGCCGCCGAUGGUGAUGACGACGGCGGAGUCGGGCGGCGGGCCCAUCCCGACGGACGUCAUGACCUCGUGGGGAUCCGUUCCGGAUGCCUCGACGACGGACCUCGCGAGCAACGAGACGGCGUACACGACGACGGCCUCGUCCGACUCGACGGUGGCGACGGCAUGCACGGACACGUCCAUCUGCGCCGCGGCGACGGACGGCGCCGGGUCCCGAGGCGCUGCGAUGGCUCUCGCCGGCGCCGCGUUGGUCAUGGCUUUGUGA
Drechmeria coniospora is the source of this 813-nucleotide messenger RNA. RefSeq lists its product as uncharacterized. The record is from RefSeq and is a predicted model, not a curated record. Lineage: Eukaryota; Fungi; Ascomycota; Sordariomycetes; Hypocreales; Ophiocordycipitaceae. The coding region runs from base 1 to 813 and encodes 270 amino acids. The transcript has a single exon.